GAAUUCUUGCUCUUCUUUCCCACCCCCUCUUUUUUUUUUUUUUGAACAAAUUAUCAAGGGACAUGCUCGAAAUCCGCUCAUGAAAAGUGAAGAAUGCACCUCAAAUUGACAGACUGUCAGUUAACAUGUCCCAUAAAAAAAAAAAAAAAAACUAAAAAUAACCUAGGGUUUUUUUUUAAAACUUUUUUUGCAUACGUUUUUUUAUUUAUAAUAAUCGAAUUCAAGACUUUAUUGUAGGAAAAUCAAAUUGUUUUUACUCCAACCAACAGAUGGCUACUAAAAAUAAUCUACGGCUUGAUUGCUGAGAAACUAUUAAAAAAAAAUUUGUGCGGGAACUGCGGGAGAAGAAGAGAUGGGAGGGGGAGGGGUAGGGGUAGGGGUAAGAGGUGAGAAAAACAGAUUAGUUCCAACGACUCUCAGCCAUGGAAGAAACUGUAGCAGCAGAGCUUCCGCUCACAGUUCAGGAGGCUGAAGAAGCAGAAUCAACUGAAAUAAAAGCAGCCCUCCGGAAAAGGUUGAAGUG
Messenger RNA from Rubroshorea leprosula, 523 nucleotides. NCBI's taxonomy places the organism in Eukaryota, Viridiplantae, Streptophyta, Magnoliopsida, Malvales, Dipterocarpaceae. The record is from the annotation of a GenBank genome assembly.